Messenger RNA from Ectocarpus sp. CCAP 1310/34, 1362 nucleotides. The record is from the annotation of a GenBank genome assembly. NCBI's taxonomy places the organism in Eukaryota, Phaeophyceae, Ectocarpales, Ectocarpaceae.
GCCAGCAGAAACAUUAAGUUUAGCCUUCAUGAACUGCGCCAUCAUCCCGUUCAGCCAACGACGAGGAAGGUGCUCGUGGCUACAAGUCAUUCGGCUACUAGGAUGUAUGAUCUGCUGGAAAACUUCCUUGUUGCUGCUCAUAUGUUGUUGUUCCUUCCGCAUGUCAACAGCAUUCCUCUGCGGGACGAUCAGCGGAGGUUCUUGUGAUAAACAGCUGGUUGUAGCUACAGCGAUGGAAGCAGCAGCGACGAGGGGCUCCAGCAGCAUCAGCGUCCAGAUCAAGCACAGCACGAGGAACCCUGUCGAUGUAUAUCAGCUUUCUGGCUGCGGCAGCACCUUUUACGCCAGCGGGUACGACCAGAACGGGAACAAGGACGGCUUGGUCUUGAUGCAGACGAUAUCCGGCGUGCUGGACGAUGGCCGAGAAGUGAUCGGGGUGGUCAAGCCUGGGAAGUACCCCGGGGGCGGCUCGGUGCUCGUCGAGGAACGCCACCUCGUAGACAAGCCCCCGUGCCUGGGCUGGGACAAGGCUGCGAUGCUGCCCUUCCUGGCGAUAAGUUGUCUGUGGCCCUUGUCGGAGGCGGGGUUCGGCGACUCCAUGGAUGCUGGACAGACGUUCGUCGUGACGGGAGGCCAUGGCAGCCUGGCUCCUUUCGUUGUCGCCGUCCUGAAGGCGUGGGGGGGGCGGGUGGCUCUGGCGACGACCAAAAGCGAAGCGUAAGGGAGCGUUGUUGCGUGAUGGGGAUCUUCUAUCGUUGCCAUGUGUCGCUAAGUAGCUGCCCGCGGCCUUUCAGGUAGCUGCUAGUGGGACCGGACCCGCGCAAGGACCUCAAACCAAGCAGCUUGUGCGCUAUUCUCCAUCCCACACCUGCGCACGGAGGUGCCACUACUACGGUAUACGCGAAGAGUACUUACACCUCGGUACAUGCGCGAGACAGACAGAACCCGAAUUCCGCUGCUACUCUUGAAUGGCCCACCAAACGCCUUGACCCCACGCACAACAGCUACUCUCAGAGCAUAGCGCAGUCCAGCCUGAAAACGGUAGUCGAAACGGUGCUCCACGAAAACUUCUUGCGCCCUGGCCAGCGAGCGGCACAGCAACCAAUCGCCCCACAUUUUGGAGGCGUUCAAGCCACGCGCGAGGCAAAAAUGAGCCGUGGCGGCGGCGGCUAGUGAACUUUCUCAAGUCCCACAACCAAGGGACGGCGAAACAGCCCCCCUUCCUCCAUCAGAUGCUUAUCACCAUCACCGCCGUUGUGCUCCUAGACGACCGUUUGUGAAGCGUUGGCGGGUGCGUGCACUACAGGAGUAGAUCGAGAUCACGGGCAUGACCAAAGCGCUCAUUUUGUAGUUUUAUACGCC